AGCCGCAAUCGGUGAAUAAACUAUUUUUGUUUACAAAAUGAAUCCAUUAGACAAGAUACAAGCUUUAGAAGCUAUUGAGAAAGAAAUAAUACUUUGUAUGCAAAGUGCAGGGCAAGCACUGCAAGAGCUCGGUCGAGAAAAAUCAUCACAGAAGAGCGCGGAAACGCAGUCUCAGCAAUUCCUAAAGAGUUUGAACAUAGUCGAAACGAAACUCUCAGAACAAAUCAACUACCUGACGCAAGUGUCCACCGGACAGCCACAUGAAGGCUCUGGUUAUGCGUCAGCCAAAGUGCUUCAAAUGGCCUGGCAUCGCAUACAACACGCGCGCUCAAGAGUACGUGAACUGGAAGAGACCAAAGCGAAACACUCGCAUGCGGCUAGGCAGCAACAGAAGCGACAGGCAGAACAUGCUGCUGCACAACAACAACAAGCACAAGCUGCUGCGGCGGCAGCCCAACAACAACAACAGCAGCAACAGACCGCUGGUGGAGGAACUAAUACCGGAGAAGCCAGCUCUACAGCGGGUAAUGCGGCAGCAGGCGGUGCUCCCAUGGGUGGGGAUGGCGGUGGUGGUAUGUCCACCAAUUAAAAGCUUAGGUUGCAAAAUAAACAAACAUUUUUAUUUUAAGU
Molecule: messenger RNA, 630 nt
Organism: Drosophila busckii
Lineage: Eukaryota; Metazoa; Arthropoda; Insecta; Diptera; Drosophilidae
Gene: MED11
Product: mediator of RNA polymerase II transcription subunit 11
Exons: 2
Coding region: 38-589 (183 amino acids)
Biological process (GO): regulation of transcription by RNA polymerase II
Cellular component (GO): mediator complex
Molecular function (GO): transcription coregulator activity
Source: RefSeq, a predicted model, not a curated record